Molecule: messenger RNA, 3803 nt
Organism: Hemicordylus capensis (graceful crag lizard)
Lineage: Eukaryota; Metazoa; Chordata; Lepidosauria; Squamata; Cordylidae
Gene: ESRP2
Product: epithelial splicing regulatory protein 2
Exons: 17
Coding region: 394-2610 (738 amino acids)
Biological process (GO): regulation of RNA splicing
Cellular component (GO): ribonucleoprotein complex; nucleoplasm
Molecular function (GO): mRNA binding
Source: RefSeq, a predicted model, not a curated record
GCUCUUGGAGAAUUAAAACCUUGCAUAUAUCCACGGAGGCCUCCCCUGCGCCUUUUGGAAAAGAAGCAACUGCUGCUGCAGCCUGUUGAAUGCCACUUGCUGAUAACAGGACUGCAAAAAAAGAAAAAGAAAAAAGCAGGCUCUAAAGCACUUCCUGGAGUUCAGAAAUGAAAACUGAGGAAGGGAGAAAGAGGGAGUUUCCCUUCUGAUCUCUCUUACUUGCUUUAAAAAAAAAAUAAAAAAAUUAAAAAGAGCCACCCCCAAUCAGAAAACCCAAGGCUGAGCUCCUGCCAUGAUGUCAGAGGGAGAGAAACCUACAGUUUGUUAAUUUCACCUCUCCAUCAGACCCAGGGCGAAAGAGAUCACCCAGACCAGCUGUUUCCCCCUGUGGUCAUGACGGCUUCUUCGCACAGUGACUCUGUGGUGGUCUUGUUUGGGGCAACUGCAGGUGCCUAUGGGGCUAAGCUGGGGUCCGAUGAGAGGGAAUUAAUUCUCUUGGUGUGGCAAGUUGUGGAUCUACACAGCAAGAAGGUAGGGACGCUGCACAAAUGCCUGGUGAAGGCCGACAACUUGGAGCUGAGUGACCAGUGUCGAGAAGUGACAGGCUUAACCCCUGAGGGCCUGAGCAAAGCUGAGCCCCUGGACCGGGUUCUCCAACAGUUUAGCCAGCUGGUAUCCAGUGAUUUGAAGGUUCUGGGAAGAAGCUCUUACACGUUCUGUACGGAUGGCCAAUUACUCAUCCGGCAGGUCCUUCAUCCGGAGGCCUCCAAAAAGAAUCUUCUGCUGUCAGACUGCUUUUAUUCAUUUUACGAUCUACGCAAAGAAUUUCACAACUUCUACCCUAAUUUGGCCCCCGUGAAGGAUCAAACUAUCCAGUCCAUGGCAGAAUAUGUUGGCUUUGGGAUAGACGAAUCCGAGGAGGAUUUUGGAGUGUGGCAAGUGAAAGCCAUGGUGGCCAUUAUCUUCAGCAUGCUCUCAGAUACGUGCAUUGCAGAUCACAGGUUUACUGACCCCGAAACUGUGAAAUACAAGUAUGAAACCGGCCCCUGUAGUAAAUCGGAAGCAGUGGACAGCGAAACAGUCAUACGGGCCAGAGGUCUUCCUUGGCAGUCUUCCGACCAGGACAUCGCUCGCUUCUUCAAAGGCCUUAAUAUUGCCAAAGGUGGUGUGGCGCUCUGUCUCAAUGCCCAGGGAAGGCGAAAUGGAGAGGCCCUGGUCCGAUUUGUCAACUCUGAACAGAGAGACCUGGCCCUGGAGAGGCACAAACACCACAUGGGGAGCAGAUACAUUGAGGUUUACAAAGCAACUGGAGAAGAAUUUCUAAAGAUUGCUGGAGGUACCUCCAACGAAGUAGCCCAGUUCUUGUCCAAAGAGAACCAAGUCAUCAUCCGGAUGCGAGGCCUGCCGUUCACAGCCACUCCCGAGGAUGUGCUGGGAUUCCUGGGACCUGAGUGUCCUGUCACCGGAGGGAAGGAGGGACUUCUCUUUGUCAAGUACCCAGACGGCCGGCCUACAGGAGAUGCUUUUGUCUUGUUUGCCUGCGAAGAGUAUGCACAGAAUGCACUUAAGAAGCACAAGGAGAUCCUGGGGAAACGUUACAUUGAACUCUUCCGAAGCACGGCGGCCGAAGUCCAGCAGGUCCUUAACAGAUACAUGUCAACUCCUCUCAUCUCCACACUGCCCACCCCCAUCAUCCCUGUCAUCCCGCCUCCGUAUACCAUUGCCACCGGCAGCGUGAGAGACUGCGUCCGGCUCCGGGGCCUGCCUUACACGGCUGGGAUUGAUGACAUCCUGGAGUUCAUGGGAGAUGCGACUGGAGACAUCAAGCCGCAUGGAGUCCACAUGGUCCUCAACCAGCAAGGCCGGCCAUCUGGCGACGCGUUCAUCCAAAUGAAAUCUUCUGACCGGGCUUUCCUGGUGGCCCAGAAGUGUCACAAGAAGAUGAUGAAGGACCGUUACGUGGAAGUGUUCCAGUGUUCAGGAGAGGAGAUGAAUUUUGUUUUAAUGGGUGGCACUUUAAAUCGUAGUGGCUUGUCUCCGCCGCCAUGUAAGUUACCAUGCCUUUCUCCGCCGGCCUAUGCUGCGUUCCAGACAGCCGCCGCCGUUAUCCCAGCAGAAGCAGCAAUAUACCAGUCACAAGCACUCUUGCCGCAAACCAGGAACCAGCAGGCUUCAGCUGCUGCCGCCGCCGCUGCCGCCGCCACUCCAGCUGUUGCCUACUACCCAACACAAGCGGCACAGCUUUAUAUGAACUACACAGCUUACUACCCCAGCCCUCCUGUAUCCCCUACCACAGUGGGGUAUAUUGCAGCCUCCCCAGCUGCAGUUGCUGCUGCUGCCUCGGCCACGCACACUCCAAUGCUGCCCCAGCCUGGAGCUCUUGUUCGGAUGCAGGGAUUGCCCUAUAAUGCUGGAAUGAAGGAAAUCCUCAGUUUCUUCCAGGGCUAUCAGCUCCACGCGGAUUCCAUCCUCCCGCUUUACAACUUCAGCGGCCAGCCCAGUGGAGAAGCUCUGGUCACUUUCCCCAGCCUGGACUCGGCGAAGAAAGCCGUGGCCGAGAGAAGCGGGUGCCUCCUGGGAAGCCACCGUGUGGAGCUCUGCCUGAUCUAACCUAUUGACUGUGGUGGGGGCGAGGCCAGAGAAGCCCACCCCAAACAUUUUUGAGAACAGGUCUUCCACUCACCAAAGUGCGUCCUCAUCCCGAUGGGAGAGGGCAGUGGUCCUUGCGGGGGCUUCGACUGAGUGGGGCAGGACAUUCCCCCGCUCCCCACAGACCUAAUAUUCUAGUGCUAGAAUGUGGCCAUGAAAAUCCUCGCCCUCUUAAUUUGGAGUUAAUUUGAGCACUUGAGCAGUUGCAUCCUCCGUGGACUGCUACGUUUUGCUUUGUUUUAUAUAUGAGUUUGAAGUGAAAGGUUUAAGCCUAGAGAUUUCCUUCCAGUGGUAUUUGGAAUCCACACUUGCCAAAUAUGUCCCCCUUUCUGGGGAGUGAUGCAGGAUGGAAUGCCCUUUCAUCAAGAGGGGACUUGUGGAAAUUGCUUUUUUUCUUUUUUCAAAUAUAGCCUGGCAAUCCUAUCCAAUGUUUUGUUCUUGUUAGCUUUCCUUUGAUGCCUGGGAAGCUGCAUCCAAAUGGAAUAACAUUUCCUUUUUUUAAAGUCCAUGUUUGUGAGGUACAAUGUAUGUAAAAGAAAGCCAUAUUUCAGUCUCCAAAACAUUAACGCUGCCAACCUGUAAACCAAACAAACCCAGAACUUAUAAAUCUUCCAAGAAUGGCACAUAAACGUUGAGGACUAGUAAAUUAUAUAUUUUGUUUUAUUUAAACAUCAUAGCUCUCAGAUACUACAUUAAAAGGGGUUGUUUUUUGUUCUAGUUUAUGUGCAUGCCAUUUGUUUACAACAUUAUACUUUAUUUGUAUAUUACGAAGCAACAAGAGAAGUUGAAUCUAAGACCAGCUAGUGCAUGUCUUUUUUUUUUUAAAAAAUGUGAGUGUAUGUAUAUACAUGUUCAAAGAAUUUAGUUUUAUGUUGUGUAGCGUGUGCUGAAGCAUCUACUGACAAAGCACUAAACGAUUUUGUUUUUACCAUGCCUUAAUCCAAGACUUUCCCAAAAUGUGCAAUAACAGCAGAGGGAACCUGUUUGUGCAAGAGACUUCUGGGUACCUGUAAGUACAGGGAUCACCAUCUUCUUCUUCUUCUUCUUUGCUAAGCAUGUACAAGUGAGUAGUACUUAAAGGGAAUCAGACCCCCCCCCCUCCCAAUGAUGUAUGCCUCCUUAUAUCACAAAUAAUAAAGAGCCUUGAAAAAUAA